This is a messenger RNA of Dicentrarchus labrax (European seabass), 2935 nucleotides long. RefSeq names its product crystallin, beta A1a (gene cryba1a). NCBI's taxonomy places the organism in Eukaryota, Metazoa, Chordata, Actinopteri, Moronidae. Gene Ontology annotation, biological process: visual perception; lens development in camera-type eye. The transcript has 7 exons. Gene Ontology annotation, molecular function: structural constituent of eye lens. The record is from RefSeq and is a predicted model, not a curated record. The coding region runs from base 1932 to 2504 and encodes 190 amino acids.
CAUGCACCGCUGCUUGCUUGUACACGUUCCCAAUACACCGAGGCCUGGGGCAGUUAAGUUAAAAAACUAUAACACUAUUUUAAAAUUUUUGGGCCAGGAGUUAGAUGUGUUUCUGAGGCUUACGUAUGUUGGUGUUAUUUUAUUCUCAUCUCAGUCAUACUACAUUUACCAGUGUUGGAGAGUAGUGAACUACAUGUAAUUAAACUAGUAGUUUAACUACGUUUUGCAAUAGCUUACUGAUAGUACUACAAAGCUGGAUUGUCAGCUGACCUGUGAAAAAUAUUUUUAAUUAUGUUAUAAUAUAUAAUAUAUAUUUUGAAUCUGAGUUUAUGAAACUUAACUUGAAUAUAUUGGGUGUCAGUUGGUCAUAAUACGUAUUGAUUAUUGCUAUUUACAGACAAUGUUCAGAGAAGUUGUUUGUUUGUUUGUCUGACUGACCUUACUUAAUAAAUUGAACUGAUUGGCAUUUUUGCUGGCAUGUGACUUUUUUUAAAAUUACAUUUUGUUGAAACUUCGUAUGCACGUUGUUUUUUAACAAAAUAUUUUGAAUUACUUUUUCUAAGUAGCUUGUAAAUAAGCUUUGUUUGGCUGUAGUUCAACUUAUUCCAUUGUGAAGUAAUUGUUAACUUGCGAAGCAAUGCUUUCAAAGCUUCCACAACACUGUUGGUCACAGCAGAAUUAGUCUAUAUAUUGGUGUUGCUACAAGGUAGCCUGUCAGAAAAUGUCAACAUCAUAUCUCCCAUAAUCUUUCUUGGUGUAACUGAAAUGUCAAAUAAAUAAUCUAUAGAUGUUGCACAUGCUCUUUGUUAUAUUUUAUUUAUUUAUUAGAUAAUAGCAGCUGAAGAGUGACAGGGCAGUACUUCAAAUUUGUACUUAUAUACAAUACUUCAGUACUAUUUUUAUAUUCAAAUACUGAAUACAAAACAUACAAACUGAAAGUUUUUAUAUUUACUGUAUGAGUAAGAAUAGGAUUCUAAAUUAUUGCUAAAUUAUAUUUCGCUUCCAAACAAACUGUGAAAAUAAUCUGAAAAGUAACUAGUAACUAAAGCUGUCUGACAAAUGUAGUAUGAAGAAGAAAACUCAAGUAAAGUACAAGUUUGUGCUUAUGUACAGUAACUGAGUAAAUCUACUUAGUUACAUUCCACCACUGAAUGUACUCUUACAACAUUUUUAAGAUGAAAUUUUUUUUUUAAUUAGUAGUUAUCUUUACCACCAUAAAGAAAUAAAGCAUUAAACGAAAUGUAAAUAGAUUUGUGUAUAUGUGUAAGUGUGUAAGUUCAUUUGUAUGCCCUGAAUGUAUGUGUGACUGCAUGAACAGGCCUCCGCAUGCCAGUCUCUGUACAUGACUGUGUGUGUGCAUGACUGAGCAUGUGUGUAUAUUGGAGUGAGUCAAAAGGUGAAAGGACCAGAGAUGUGGGGUCAGUUGAGGUGGACAUGACACGCAGAUCAGAGACAGAGAGCCAGAGAGACAGAGCAGUGUGCAAAGGACCCAAGACACUGGCAAGACUAUCCACAUCUGUGAUGAUCUGUUUCCUGGACCGGGUUGUGCCAGGACUUGGUCCGGCCCACUGGUCAGGGACCAUUUGGAACUUGUGCUUAUCUGCACUGGGCACCGUGCCCUCCAUCCAGUCCCACUGCGGCGAACUAAAGCCCAGCAGCUCAGUGCUGAACAAUGACUGGAACAGCAAUGUGCUGACUCCUUCCCCGACCCACAGGCCCAGCUGCUUUUCAGCACCAGCAUGUAUAAAUAGGUCCGUUUACAACGGGGUCAGGACAUCGUUUUUGUGGAGCCCCCCUGUGAGCACUGCACUGCUAUUCUUUGGGGCCGGUCAGGUAAAUCAGCACUGAAAUACACAGUAGCAUGGCUCUGAAUAAUCCCAACCCACUGGGUCCAUGGAAGUGUGUGCGUGCGGCAUGUGCAUACUACAUGUAUGCAUUUGUGUCAUCUCCAGAUUACAGUUUAUGACCAGGAGAACUUCCAGGGGAAACGUCUGGAGUUCACCGCAGCCUGCCAGAACAUCAUGGAGUGUGGUGUCGACAACAUCCGCUCCCUGAAGGUGGAGUGUGGCGCCUGGGCAGGAUAUGAGCACUCCAGCUUCUGUGGACAGCAGUUUGUGUUGGAGAGAGGAGAGUAUCCUCACUGGGAGUCGUGGAGUGGCAGCAACGCCUACCACAUUGAGAGGAUGAUGUCCUUCCGCCCCAUCUGCUCUGCUAACCAUAAGGAGUCCAAGAUGAUGUUGUUUGAGAAGGAGAACUUCAUGGGGCGCCAGUGGGAGAUAAACGAUGACUACCCCUCUCUGCAGGCCAUGGGCUGGGGCAACAACGAGAUCGGAUCUAUGCAAGUUCAGUGCGGCUCCUGGGUGUGCUACCAGUUCCCAGGUUACCGUGGUUACCAGUACAUCAUGGAGUGUGAUCGUCAUGGCGGCGAGUACAAACAUUACAGAGAGUGGGGCUCCCAUGCUCAGUCCUUCCAGGUGCAGUCGGUGCGUCGAAUCCAGCAAUGAGACCUGCAGCCGCCUCUCCCAUCCUCUCACGCUUUACCUCCUCCGCCUCCUCCUCCUCCCUUCACCCAGUCAUUCCAAGCUUUAGCCAGCUCUGUCAGACCUUAGUGAACUAAGUCUGACACUUUCUGGUGCUUCACAAUGUUUACCGCACUUUUGUUUUGUUCUGUUGCCUAAUAAAAAAAUGAAGAGAAAUUUAAUUAAAAAAAGAAAAAAGUAAGGAAAGAAAAAACCAGCCACUGAAGAGAAGCCCCUGACUGACGCCCCACUGAGGAGAGAAGAGGAGGAAGUUAAAGGCCUCAUGGCGGCAGGAUGGUGAUGUCACUCAGAGUCAUUGCUCCUCAUAUUUGUGGGUAAACAUGGCGCUACCAGUGAUCAAUAAAGAAUGAAUGGGCAACAUGAAAUAAAGAGAAAUACAAGAGUAUGCUGCUAAA